AUGGUGAAAUUGACAGCAGUCACAGCCGUGGCGACGGGUACAGUCAUGCUGAUUGCGCUAUACGAUGGAUCGGCAGUGCAGCGGGGCGAAAAGAGCAUUCGACUGUGUCCGUUUGGAGAGCGCCUCGAGGAAAACUCGUCAAGUUCAUCAAUUGCACAGCAAGCCGUUGAUUCACUUCGAGAAGUUGAAUCCCAGCAGUAUUCGCCUCCGGGUGCUUCCUCAUUAAUGCCUCCUCUUGUCUACGCUCCCGUGUCGAUGACGGCGGCCCCUGGCAUUGAGUCUGCGCCUGUUCUCGUGUUUUCCUCGGACUCCGUUCUGGAGCGGCAAUCCAUGAAAAUCGGCGAUGUUGGUCCUGUUGCUCUGGACGUUGGUCAGUCAGUUCACGGUCGCCAAGUGAAGCUUGCCUCCACAGUCACGUCGUCCAAGUUUUCUUCUCCCUUAGUGGCGCAAAAGCGUCAGCAAGAAAGCGCGAAGAGUUCGUCUCUAGAUUCCACUACUCAGCAGACGCUGAUCGACCACAUCCUCAUUUGUGGGCCGUUCGACCAGGGGUAUCAACUCGCGAGUUAUCUGAACGAGCUCUACUCUCACGGAGCCCAAAGAGAGGACUCUGAGCAGAGACCAGCUAUAUGCAUUGUUCUUCUUGUCAAAACCUUGCCAAGUGCUGAGGAACUCGCAGCGUUGCCCCGCGCGCUGCCCACGAACGUUUCCAUCGAGUGCGGAACGGCUGAAAACGUCGAGGACUUGCUGCGAGUGCGAGCGACAGCGUGGACGCCGUCUCCGACGACUUCUGUCAACGCUGGCGCUGCGGACGACGGACUUUACCACGAGCAUCUCCAGCAGCAGCAGUCAGCAGAAAUCCGCCCUGGGCUCAGUCUAUUAGCCAAGUGCUCGGUUGUGAGGUCUCACAGCAGCAUCAAGUACUUCGCCUACAAGAGCGACGCAGGGAUUCGAGCGCCCGAAGACUCAUCGCAGAGCACGCGAAGCGAUGACGAAGACUCCAUCGCUGGGGUCUCCGACAUCCCACGAAACGAGUACCAGAACGAGCGGCUCCAUGACUACCCAAGACGACGGAACUCUCUCAAGCGACUUCACUGCAGACGCCGCCAUUCCUCGACUCCGAUCGACUAUCUGUCGUCUCCCUGCUUCUCCCCGGCCUACGCGGCUGGCGAGGUCUUCGUCGACUGCGUCUUGGACACGCUCCUGUGCCAGUCCUUCUUCAACCCGUACGUGGUCGACCUGGUUCGAGCGUUAGCAGGCGGCGACGACCCGCAUGGGACCCCGACGUUCAACUUCAAGGCGUCCAUGAUGCGCCACGUUUCGUCACGUGGGAGCACGGAAACUGGUGCAAGUAAUAGCGCGAUUAAUCCGAGUCCGGUGCUGCGGGUGGCGACUAUUUCUCGCGAGUUGGAAGGUGCACCUUUCGCUGAGGUCUUCUCGAGAGCGCUGAGUCAGCACGUGCUGGUGCUGAGCGUAUAUCGACGCGCUCAGGCCGGGAGUCGAGGCAACGCGCUCCCGUACGUGGUGACUUGCCCCGAGUCGCCCUUCGACUGCGCUGUCGAGCGCGGAGACCAGCUCCACGUCCUCAUGGAACUACGGCACCCCAUUUCCAUUCGGUGA
Messenger RNA from Phytophthora sojae, 1617 nucleotides. RefSeq lists its product as hypothetical. The record is from RefSeq and is a predicted model, not a curated record. Lineage: Eukaryota; Oomycota; Peronosporomycetes; Peronosporales; Peronosporaceae. The transcript has 5 exons. Bases 1 to 1617 code for a protein of 538 amino acids.